AUGUCUUCAAUUCGCAAGAAGUUCGAGCUCCAUGGCCGCAACUACAUUGUCACUGGCGGCGCCAUGGGCAUUGGAUUCGCAAUCACCAAGGACAUCUGCGAAAUGGGUGGCAAUGUGGCCGUAAUCGAUCUAAGGGAAACCCCGCUCGAGGAUGUCUACGGCCUGGCGAAGACCUUCAAUGUCAAGACCAGCUAUCACCAAGCGGACGUCAGUGAUGAGAAGAGUCUUCAGGCUGGUUUCGCCAAAGCAGUGGAGGCGCUCGGGCGCCUUGACGGCAUUGUGACUGCGGCUGGCAUUGCCAUCGACAAGCCGUAUACUGACCAGAAGUGGGAAGAGGUCAACAAAGUCAUUCAGGUCAACAGCAUAGGAACGUUUUUCUCGGGGCAGUUGGCGGUGCAGCAGAUGAAGAAGCAAGGCACGCCGGGCAGCGUCGUCAUGAUUGCUUCCAUCACCUCUCACGUUAAUCUGCCCGGCUACCGAAUGGCGGGCUACAACAUGUCCAAGGGGGGCGUGCGGAUGCUCUCCAAGGCUCUUUCGGCAGAACUGGGGCCGUCGAAGAUCAGGGUGAAUAGCAUUUCACCGGCGUUCAUCGAGACGAACCAGACGAGGACAGCUCGUGAGUACACCAGCAAAGCAGCUGGUGACCUCAUGAACACUGCGCCGCCGCUUGGGAGGAUUGGUACUCCGGAUGAAGUUUCUCCCGCAGUCAUUUACUUAUUGAGCGAUGCAUCGGCCUAUACUACAGGCGCGGAUAUUCUGAUCAGUGGCGGCAUUCACACUGGGCGUGGAGGGGAUUAUGAUAUGUGCUAG
Neohortaea acidophila is the source of this 810-nucleotide messenger RNA. RefSeq lists its product as uncharacterized. Lineage: Eukaryota; Fungi; Ascomycota; Dothideomycetes; Mycosphaerellales; Teratosphaeriaceae. The record is from RefSeq and is a predicted model, not a curated record. The coding region runs from base 1 to 810 and encodes 269 amino acids. Gene Ontology annotation, cellular component: intracellular anatomical structure. Gene Ontology annotation, molecular function: oxidoreductase activity, acting on NAD(P)H, oxygen as acceptor. The transcript is spliced from 3 exons.